This is a messenger RNA of Aphanomyces astaci, 652 nucleotides long. RefSeq lists its product as hypothetical. The transcript has 2 exons. The record is from RefSeq and is a predicted model, not a curated record. NCBI's taxonomy places the organism in Eukaryota, Oomycota, Saprolegniomycetes, Saprolegniales, Verrucalvaceae. The annotation marks the transcript as partial.
ACAUCCAAAGCAACGCUGGAAGCGACAAGUCGAUUGGCCAAGAUCACGACCCGACACCCAACCCGACACCCUCCAUGGACGGAUCCGCGCGCUCGGCGACCACCACAUCCCCGACGGCGAAUGGAAACUCUGCUCCCAUGUCGCACCAGCCGGAACGGAGACCAACACAAUCCACGACCUUCCCUCAAACCAAACCCAGCCCGCUUUUGCUCCGGAACAUGACGAGCAAGUCCCAUCUGCACCGCUGGAAUAUCAAUUGGUUACGGGCGACCGGUUCAAACCAGCAUCGAAGCGGCCAUUGUCACCACGAGAGUCGCAGUCCUUUGCUACCUCCAACCGCUACGCAUUGCUUCAGGAAGACGACGUCGAACUCUCCCUCGAAGACUUUGUCAUCCCACGAGUUGUGCUCGCCUUCGUGUAUUAUCAAAUCUGGUUCCAACGCGCCGAUCGAACGUUCCGACCCGACCUUACCCCCAUAACUCCUGUGGAUACAUCGAUCCAUGCAGUCAACCUAUUCAAGAUGCACCUGUGGCUCCUACUUGGAGACUUGCCUCUCAAGAAAGGCUACUCCAAAGUGUUCAACGUUCUUCGAGCGCUGAGUGCUGACCCAUGGUUGAAGCUGCAUGUAAUCCCUGAUUCCGUCCACGCCUAG